Molecule: messenger RNA, 554 nt
Organism: Andrographis paniculata
Lineage: Eukaryota; Viridiplantae; Streptophyta; Magnoliopsida; Lamiales; Acanthaceae
Product: auxin-induced protein 6B-like
Exons: 1
Coding region: 56-490 (144 amino acids)
Biological process (GO): response to auxin
Source: RefSeq, a predicted model, not a curated record
UUCAAGAACAAAAUCGAAUCUCCAAAUUCUCUCAAAAUCUCAAAAAAUCCACACAAUGUCUGCCUGCAGCAAGAUCCGCCACAUCGUCCGCCUCCGGCAGAUGCUCCGGCGGUGGCGCAAGAAGUCGGCGGCGGCGGCGGCCGCCCCUCGCCUCACCCCCUCCGACGUCCCCGCCGGCCACGUGGCCGUCUCGGUCGGCGCCAGCUGCAAGCGGUUCGUCGUCCGGGCGACGUACCUGAACCACCCGGUUUUCCAGAACCUACUGGUCCAGGCCGAGGAAGAGUACGGUUUUUCCAACUCCGGUCCGCUCGCCAUUCCCUGCGACGAAUCGGUUUUCGAGGAGAUCCUCCGGUUCUUGUCCCGGAAAGACUCUCGAACCGCCCGGUUCGCCACCGUUGAAGACUUCCAGCAGCAGUGCCGCCGCAGCAGCCAGUGCUGGGCCGAAUCCCGGCCGCUCUUGAACGGCGUUUCCGACAACUCCAUCUGGUGAUCGAUCCACCGGAAACUCAGAAAAAAUUAUUAAAUUAAUGAUUUUCUCAGCUUUAAUUUAUUUU